AUGGUGGGGGGAUCUAAUUUGGAGGAGAUUAUCGAAACUCUCUCCGAUCCGUCUAGAUUCAACUCGGAGAAGGAAAUCAACAACAAAAAAUUAAGGGAAAAAAUUUUAGCUGAGAUCAACCUAUUAAGACAAGAAAACGAAAAAUAUAAAGAAACUAUAAGAAUCAAAACCUUACGUAAUGAAGAAUUCAGGCAUUCUUUAUCAGAGAUCGGGUCCGUUAUUACAUCCGUUGCACUAGGUGACCUAUCCAAACGGAUCACAAUAAAGGAGGAUGAAAACGAGGAAACUAUCGAUGCCGAUAUUUUCAGGACAAAGAGAACAAUCAAUUUUAUGGUUGAUCAACUAGAUAACUUCACAAACGGCGUGAACACUUUAGCCAACCAGGUUGCAAAUGGUAAACUUGGUGGUACUGUAGCUUAUAAGGAUGCAAAAGGUGUGUGGAACGACCUAAUCAUUAAUGUCAAUGCAAUGGCCAACAAUUUGACAAAUCAAGUUAGAGAGAUUUCUAUUGUUACAAGUGCCGUUGCAAAUGGUGACUUAUCCCAAAAAAUUAAAGUUGAGGCACAAGGUGAAAUCUUUACCCUACAAAAUACAAUCAAUCGAAUGGUUGAUCAAUUGAGAACGUUUGCAUUUGAGGUUACCAGGGUGGCGAGAGAAACCGGUGUUGAAGGCAGAUUAGGUGGCCAAGCUCAGAUUCAAAAUGUGUCCGGUAUCUGGGAAGAGUUGACUGAUAACGUCAAUGCGAUGGCUUUGAAUCUAACGACUCAGGUUAGAAACAUUGCCAAUGUCACCACAGCUGUGGCAAAUGGAGAUUUGUCAACAAAGGUGACUGCAGAUUGUAAAGGUGAAAUUUUGGAAUUAAAAACAACAAUUAAUGGUAUGGUUGAUAGAUUAAGAACUUUUGUUGAGGAAGUUAGGACUUUAGCAACAGAAGUUGGUACAAAAGGUAUCUUGGGUGGGCAGGCCAAAGUAACCGACGUUGAAGGUGCAUGGAAAGACGUUACUCAGAAGGUUAACAUUAUGGCAAAUAAUUUAACAAGUCAGGUUCGGUCAAUUGCAACAGUUACAACAUCUGUGGCUCAUGGAGAUUUAUCUAAGAAAAUCACUGUUGAAGCACAAGGUGAAAUUCUUGAAUUGAAAAAUACUAUCAAUAAGAUGGUUGAUUCGUUACAAGUUUUCGCUAAGGAAGUUACGAAGGUUGCCAAAGAGGUCGGUAUUGAUGGUAAGUUAGGUGUUCAAGCGGAAGUAAACGAUGUUGACGGUUUGUGGAAGGAAAUUACAACCAACGUCAACACUAUGGCAUCAAAUUUAACUUCUCAAGUUAGAGCGUUUGCACAAAUCACGGCUGCUGCAACUGACGGAGAUUUUACAAGAUUUAUUACCGUCGAAGCGUCAGGUGAAAUGGAUGCGUUAAAGACAAAGAUCAACCAAAUGGUUUUAAAUCUAAGAGAAUCCAUUCAAAGAAAUACAGCCGCUAGAGAAGCUGCAGAAUUAGCCAAUAAAACUAAAUCUGAAUUUUUGGCAAACACGUCCCAUGAAAUCAGAACUCCAAUGAAUGGUAUUAUUGGUAUGACACAAUUAACUCUUGAAACUGAAUUAACACAAUACCAAAGAGAGAUGUUGUCAAUUGUUCAUAACCUUGCAAACUCUUUACUAACUAUCAUUGAUGAUAUUCUAGAUAUUUCCAAAAUUGAGGCAAAUAGGAUGACAAUUGAACAGAUUGAAUUCUCCUUAAGAACAACUAUUUUUGGUGCAUUGAAAACACUGAGUGUUAAAUCUAUCGAGAAGCAACUAGAUUUGAUCUACGAAGUUGAUAGCCAGUGUCCUGAUUUUCUAGUUGGAGAUUCAUUCAGAUUGAAACAAGUUAUCCUCAAUUUGAUUGGUAAUGCAAUCAAAUUUACAAGCAAAGGUAAAAUUAUUGUAUCGACGACUAAGAGAGAGGAUGUCGGUGACAAGAUAAAAUUAGAGUUUUGUGUUUCGGAUACUGGUAUUGGUAUUCCCAAAGAUAAACUUGAACUAAUUUUUCAAAACUUUUGCCAAGCUGAUGGCUCAACAACUAGGAAAUUUGGUGGUACAGGUUUAGGUUUAUCUAUUUCUAAACAAUUAAUUCACCUCAUGGGUGGUGAUAUUUGGGUUACCUCGGAAUAUGGUAAAGGUUCAAAUUUUUAUUUCACAAUCUUAGUAUCCCCAGUUAAUAUUUCGCUUGAAAAACAACUUGAAACUCUAAGGCCGUAUAGAUCACAGAAGAUCUUAAUUGCCACCACUGACAUACUUGAAAGUUAUGUCCCGCAAUUGGUUUCUGAUUUGGAGAGCUUACUUUUGGAGCCGCAUGUGUUGAAAAUCGAUGACUUCAACAGUGAUUUGAAGUUUGCAGAAGAAGAUUCAUAUGAUACGAUCAUUAUUGACAAUUUGAAAACUGGAUAUAAAUUAAGAUUGUUGCCCCAAAUUAAAUAUGUUCCACUAGUUUUAUUGCAUCCUCAUCUACCGCAAUUAAACAUGAGAGUAUGUUUGGACUUGGGCAUAUCAUCUUAUGGUAAUAUACCAUGUUCGAUAUCAGAUUUAGGAUCUGUAUUAUUACCUGCUCUAGAGAGUAAAAUCAUACCACCUGAUAAUGACGGAUCGGUCUCGUACAAGAUUCUAUUAGCAGAGGAUAAUCUAGUUAAUCAAAAAUUAGCCGUCAAGAUUCUCGAAAAGCAUGGUCAUAAAGUCACUGUUGUUGAAAAUGGGCAAGAAGCCGUCGAUGCUGUCAAGACAGAUACUUAUGAUGUUAUUCUAAUGGACGUGCAAAUGCCUGUAAUGGGAGGUUUCGAGGCAACCAGGCUAAUCCGUGAAUGGGAGAAGAAGAAGUAUGCAGAUGCAGCAAUUUGUUUUAAAUCGCCAAUUAUUGCUCUAACAGCACAUGCGAUGUUAGGUGAUAGGGAGCGUUGUUUGAAAUCCCAAAUGGAUGAGUAUCUCUCUAAACCCUUAAAACCUGCGCUCUUGUUGCAAACCAUAUCCAAAUGUAUCCAUAAUAUGAACCAGUUGAGGGAAAUAAGCAGAAUUGGCGAAGGUAGAGAUGGUAAUGCAGAAUUCAAAAAGUUUAUAAAUCAGGAGUUGCUGAAAAGAGGUGGAUCGGAUAGUUUAGUCAAGACUGAACCGCGUUCAAAUAGCAAAAGGUUGAAGUACAACGGAAAAGAUUAA
This is a messenger RNA of Pichia kudriavzevii, 3180 nucleotides long. RefSeq lists its product as uncharacterized. Gene Ontology annotation, biological process: phosphorylation; phosphorelay signal transduction system; cellular hyperosmotic response. Lineage: Eukaryota; Fungi; Ascomycota; Pichiomycetes; Pichiales; Pichiaceae. The coding region runs from base 1 to 3180 and encodes 1059 amino acids. Gene Ontology annotation, molecular function: phosphorelay sensor kinase activity. Gene Ontology annotation, cellular component: membrane. The record is from RefSeq and is a predicted model, not a curated record. The transcript has a single exon.